CGCUGAUCUGUUUCUGCUUGGAGAUUGGGGAGUAUGCGAGAUGUGCAAGAGGGUAGCAAGAGAAAUGGAGUUGAAUUAAAGUAACGGACGGACUUUGACACAAAGGGAGGGGUACUUCAGAUCCAAGGAUAUCUAACUAAACGCAAGAGACGGGGAGAAACCACGAUUAGUUCAAAAUAUUUAAAUUCAAAGCCAACGCACUUGAAAUGAAGCUAUUAAAACCAAGUUGGGUCAGUCACAAUGGUAAGCAUUUGAAUCGCGGUUGUGCUGGAAUGAAUAAUAAUAGUUGACCGAAUCUUGACCCAAGCCAAGUUGCGCUUCUGUUGUUGUUUGGGGGGGUUAGCUAGCUGACGUUACACAUUCCUGCAAAGCACAAUGCUCUCUUGAAUGAGCCAUGCGCUAAGAUGCUAACAAUAGCUAGGUAGUCAUAUGCUUUUAUUUGUUAAGGUUAGCUAGUAAGCAUAUUCCACAAAGCAGUAAGUAGAUGGCAGUUGUUGCAAAACACCCCAAUGCAGGCUGCAGAAUUCAUUUUAGACCGUGUCUACAGCUGGGGUGUAUUUAUUACCCCGAUUCUGUUGCGAAAACGUUUCGUCUGUUGCAAAACGUUUCGUCUGUUGCAAAACGUUUCGUCUGUUUCAAAACGUUUCGUCUUUGCAAAACGUUUCGUAACAGGAACAGUUUACUCCAGACGCUCUUCAAUGUGCAACAGAAUCUGCAUAAUGAUUACCCCCCUGGUGUUCUGAAUCUGGCAUUUUAGCUAGCUACAGCAUUUUGGUGACAUGCUUGUUAAUACAAUUUAAAUCACGUCUGCUUCUCAGGGAAACCAAUAUUUUCUGUUGACAUCCAUCCUGAUGGAACAAAGUUUGCCACGGGUGGUCAGGGUAAGGUCCUUCAUUACUAAGCAUGAUAGCGAUAACGGUAUAACUGUUAGGGUUACAUUAAAACAAUACACCUCACUAAACAGUACAAGCAUAAAGUACAGUUUGAGCAUUUUCUCAAGCAUACAAUAAUAAUCAUUCCACUAUGCAGUAUAUAUAUUUUUUACACUUUAAAUGAGAUCAGUUGAAUGGUACUGAGUUCUGUUUGGGUGCCAUGUGUUGCAGGAGAGGACUCUGGGAAGGUUGUCAUAUGGAACAUGGCCCCAGUGCUCAGAGAGGAGGAUGAGAAGAAGGAGAACAUCCCCAAGAUGCUUUGCCAGAUGGACAAUCACUUAGGUGCUUAUUUUCUCGCUGAUGUUUGGUGUCUGCUGCUCAGAUCUGACUGACAUUAGAGAGACGAACCAUAUGCCUGCGUGUUUUGAAUCUGACAAAAAAAAAUCUGCAUACAAGAGGUGCUGUGGGGUGAAGUUUCCCAUCUCCCAAUCCUAACCUUAACCCAUUAGUGGGGGGAAUGCAAAAACUGUCUCAAGAUCAGUGUCUAGGGGCAAAUUCACUCUACACCAGAAGCGGUGGAUCACUUCUGUGUGAACUAAAACAGGUGUUGUGUUGAUUUUAUUUUUUAGCCUGUGUGAACUGUGUUCGCUGGUCAAACAACGGGCUUUACCUGGCCUCCGGAGGAGAUGACAAGCUGGUCAUGGUGUGGAAGAGAGCUGCGUACGUAACACACACACCCCCCCCCCCCCCCUAAACACAUGCUGUGUUUGGUUGACAUUUUCCUGUAAUAUUGUGCCAUUGCAAAUCACCAUGUAAGUCACACGUGUCAAACUCAUUCCCCGGAGGUCUGAGUGUCUGCAGGGUUUCACUCCUCCCUUGUACUUGUUUAAUGAAUUAAGGCACUAAUUAGUAAGGAAUUGAAAGGAAAAACCAAAAACCAGCAGUCACUAGGCCCUCCAUGGAAUGAGUUUGACACCCCUGAUGUAAGUGAUCUUUGAUUUUCUCUGUGUUCACUUGAACAGCUUCAUUGGACCGAGUACUGUAUUUGGGUCGAGCAGUAAAUUGGCCAACGUGGAACAAUGGCGCUGUGUGACUAUACUGAGAAACCACACAGGGGGUAAGUUGCCUGCUCUAUGUAAAGAUGGUUAAUUUGGGAAGAUUUUUCUCAUGCCUGGUCACAGCUCAGAUAAUGCUCUACAUUACAUUGACAGUCGUUUGCCUGUGGGCACGUCCCGUCUGUGUUUUCAGAUGUCAUGGAUGUGGCGUGGUCCCCUCACGACGUGUGGUUAGCCUCCUGCAGUGUGGACAACACCAUUGUGAUCUGGAAUGCCCGCAAAUUCCCAGGUGCGAGCCGAACGAGAACCACCAUUUAAAAAAUUUUUUUUUUUGUGUGAGGUAUUUCUCACACGGCCUUCCUCUUCCCUCCAGAGAUAGUGGCGUCGCUGAAGGGCCACACAGGCCUGGUGAAGGGGCUGACGUGGGACCCUGUAGGGAAGUACAUCGCCUCCCAGGCUGACGACCACAGCCUGAAGGUGUGGAGGACCAUGGACUGGCAGCAGGAGACCAACAUCACCAAGCCCUUCAACGAGGUGAGCUCCACUCCGCCAAGCUGACAACCUUCCACACAACACAGUUGGGGUGUAUUCAUCAGUGCAAACCGUAGCAAAACACUUUUUGCAACAGUAAACGUUUUGCAACCAAAAACGACUGUCAACAUAACGGUUGCUGUUAAUAAUGGCUGAUCCCUGGCCGUGACUCCACUUUCCGAGGUUGUCUUUACAUUUACAUUUAAGUCAUUUAGCAGACGCUCUUAUCCAGAGCGACUUACAAAUUGGUGCAUUCACCCUAUAUAUUUUUUUGGGGGGGGGGGGGGGGGGGGGGGGCUAGAAGGAUUAUACUUCAUCCUAUCCCAGGUAUUCCUUAAAGAGGUGGGGUUUCAAAUGUCUCCGGAAGGUGGUGAGUGACUCCGCUGUCCUGGCGUCGUGAGGGAGCUUGUUCCACCAUUGGGGUGCCAGAGCAGCGAACAGUUUUGACUGGGCUGAGCGGGAACUAUGCUUCCGCAGAGGAAGGGGAGCCAGCAGGCCAGAGGUGGAUGAACGCAAUGCCCUCGUUUGGGUGUAGGGACUGAUCAGAGCCUGAAGGUACGGAGUUGCCGUUCCCCUCACUGCUCCAUAGGCAAGCACCAUGGUCUUGUAACGGAUGCGAGCUUCAACUGGAAGCCAGUGGAGUGUGCGGAGGAGGGGGGUGACGUGAGAGAACUUGGGAAGGUUGAACACCAGACGGGCUGCGGCAUUCUGGAUGAGUUGUAGGGGUUUAAUGGCACAGGCAGGGAGCCCAGCCAACAGCGAGUUGCAGUAAUCCAGACGGGAGAUGACAAGUGCCUGGAUUAGGACCUGUGCCGCUUCCUGUGUAAGGCAGGGUCGUACUCUCCGAAUGUUGUAGAGCAUGAACCUGCAGGAUCGGGUCACCGCCUUGAUGUUAGCGGAGAACGACAGGGUGUUGUCCAGGGUCACGCCAAGGCUCUUCGCACUCUGGGAGGAGGACACAACGGAGUUGUCAACCGUGAUGGCGAGAUCAUGGAACGGGCAGUCCUUCCCCGGGAGGAAGAGCAGCUCCGUCUUGCCAGGGUUCAGCUUGAGGUGGUGAUCCGUCAUCCAUACUGAUAUGUCGGCCAGAUAUGCAGAGAUGCGAUUCGCCACCUGGUUAUCAGAAGGGGGAAAGGAGAAGAUUAGUUGUGUAUCGUCAGCGUAGCAAUGAUAGGAGAGGCCAUGUGAGGAUAUGACAGAGCCAAGUGACUUGGUGUAUAGGGAGAAAAGGAGAGGGCCUAGAACUGAGCCCUGGGGGACACCAGUGGUGAGAGCACGUGGUGCGGAGACAGCUGGGGGGGGGGGCGUGUGAUAUGGAAAAAAAACACAUGUCCAAUUCAUUUACAUUUACAAUUCACACAUGUAUAGUAUAAUAUAUAUAUAUAUGUGUGUGUGUGUGUGUGUGUGUGUGGUGUAUAAUACACACUAUACAUGUGUGAAAUUGGACAAAUGUAAGCACCCACAUUAUUAUUAUUAUUAUUAUAAAAAAUACUAUUCGACAUAUUCAGGUACGUCUCUUCCCGUUUCGGCCUGUUUGCUUCUAUUUAGUUCCUAGUGAGUUCACCCCAGCUGUCACUCUCCCUGGGGCCUCCCUUUUGUCUCAGGCUUGAUGUUUGUAAUUUCUGUUGCCCCACUCAUUGACCACUAACGCCCUGUUCUCUGUUCCUCUGUGUUGUUGACCAGUGCGGGGGGACCACCCACGUGCUGCGCCUCAGCUGGUCUCCCGACGGACAGUACCUGGUGUCGGCCCACGCUAUGAACAACUCGGGGCCAACCGCUCAGAUCAUUGAGAGGGACGGCUGGAAGACCAACAUGGACUUUGUGGGCCACCGCAAGGCUGUCACUGUUGUGGUGAGGGCCAGUGAUCAAUCAAUCAAAUGUAAUUUAUAAGGUCCUUUUUACAUUAGCACUUGUCACAAAGUGCUUUACAGAUACCCAGCUUAAAACCUACCUUAAAACCCCAAACAGCAAGCAAUGCAGAGCAGAAGCACAGUGGCUAGGAAAAACUCCCUAGAAGUAAGGAACCUAGGAAGAAACCUGUAGAGGAACCAGGCUCAAAGGAGUGGCCAUAGGCAGGAACCCAGGAAGAAACCUAGAGAGGAACCAGGCUCAGAGGAGUGGCCAGAGGGCAGAACCUAGAAGACACCUAGAGAGGAACCAGUGCUCGAGGAUUUGGCCAGGGCACUAACCUGAGGAAGAAACCUAGAGAGGAACCAUGCUCAGGAGUGGCCAAGAGCAUGAACCCAGAAGAAACCUAGAGAGGAACCAGGCAGUCUCGAGGAGUAGCCAGAGGCAUAACCCGUAACCCAGGACGAACCUAGAGAUGAACCAGGCUCGAUGAUGGUCAGAGGCAGGAAACCCAGGAAUAACCUAAGAGGAACCAGGCAGGCUCAGAUGAGUGGCCAAGGCACACCUAGGAAGAAACCUAGAGAGGAACCAGUCUCAUAGAUUGGCCAGAGGCAGGAACCAGGAAGAAACCUAGAUAGGAACCAGUCUCAUAGGAGUAGCCAGAGGCAUAACCCAGGAAUAAACCUAGAGAGGAACCAGGCUCAUAGGAGUAGGUCAGAGGCAGGAACCCAGGAGAAACCUAGGAGGAAACCAGGCCUCAGAGGAGUGGCGCAGAGGCAGUAACCUAGGAAGAAACCUAGAGAGAAACCAGGCUCAGAGGAGUGGCCAGAGGCAGUAACCUAGGAAGAAACAUAGAGAGGAACCAGGCUCAGAGGAGUGGCCAAUCCUGUUCUGUGGACUCUGAAUGACAUUAAUGGAUUAUUUUUUAUUUUGGACUCCACCUGGAAUCCCUUAGAAGAUAUGAUUGAUUUUGUAUUUUUGUACAUUGCCCUGAGAACUAGUCAGCUUACAUGUUAGGCUUUCUGGUAAACACUCUUAUUCUUGUAAGGGUGAUAGUGGAUGCACAUUGAAUAGGAAUCUGAGUAAUACAACUACUGCUUUAUGUGCAAAACACUUUCCAAAGCAUGUUGUCACAGCAACAUGCGAUUAUUAAACAAGUUUGGAGGGUGAUCGUUCCACAAGCAUGCAGACACUGACAUACGUUUAGAGGGUAGAAUUGGGAUGGCAUUUCAGCUCUAGAAUCCCUCAGUCUCCCAAUCACCUCACUCUGCUAAUCUCUCUCUCUCACUCACCUUCUGCAGAAAUUCAACCCCAAAAUAUUCAAAAAGAAACAGAGGAAUGGGAGUUCUCCCAAACCCAGCUGUCCCUACUGCUGCUGUGCUGUGGGAAGCAAAGACCGCUCCCUCUCCGUUUGGGUAAGUACCGUCUGUCUGUGUCAUAGACAUUAAAACCAGUAGAUAGUGAUAGCGCUGACGUCAUCCACGUAUUCCUGUGGAAAACUCCCGAUGGCGCAUGGAGACGGAAGUAUUUGAAUUUGAAGGGGUCCAUAUUGCUGAAUGGGGCUGAAUAGCACCAAAAAAUAAGGAUCAUGGUUGCCAUAACUAGCAAAGGAUCAUGGUCGAUGUAGUCAUUUUCAUCCUGCCUGAGAGAGUCAACCGGGAGCCUCCUCGUAACCUGCCGGCCCGUGAUUGGUCUGUGUCAGUACGUGGUCCUGUGCGAUGACGAAUGUAGUAGUCUGAAUGGAUCGCUAUUUAAUUAAAUAUCUUGAUACGUAGCGAACUUUAAAAUAAUUCACAGUGGGGAUCGAACUUGAUCAUAAUCAAUUAAUUUUAGAGGCCAAAACGAGCGUCAAUUUUUUUUCCUGUUUGGCCGUUCUUGCGAUCAUAAUUUACGUAGGCUUUCUAGGGCAGACCAGACAGCUAGGUUGCUACGCAGUAGCCGACCAGCAGCGCUUGUGACUUCACGCUCCUGACCGGACACUGGGGGCCUGGUCUGUGGACAGGAUCUUUGUUUAUCCUCUAUACCUCAUUCAAACUGACAUAUCCCCUAGCAAAAAAUCGUUUUUUCCUGUUUUUUGUUGUCUUGAUUGUUUAAUUGCAUCCAAUCUGUUCACACAUUUUAGACAGAUAAUGAGACACACCCCUCUAUCAAUGUGUCUUGACAGCUGUAUGUGUACAUAUGGAGGUCUCUGUAGAAUCCCCAACAACAUAUUUAUAAUAAACUGUACCAACUCAGUUUUGUGUGUGUUUGUGGGCGUACCUCUCCGUUUCCAGCUGACGUCUCUGAAGCGCCCUCUAGUGGUCAUCCACGACCUGUUUGAUAAAUCCAUCAUGGACAUCUCAUGGUGAGAGCCACCUCCUCCCACCACCUUCCCCCCUCACUGAAUUAAUCUACUUUGACAUAUAAUACAUGUUUUUAGAGACCGAUAGUUUCUUAGCCUGGGUUCCAGUCUGUUUCUUAGCCUGGGCGCCAGUAUGUUUCUAAGCCUGGGCUCCAGUCUGUUUCUGCUCGCUUGCCAACUCCUUGUGGAAUUGUCAAGCCAAUGGAGUAGGCAAGAGCCAAACAGAACUGGGACCAGGCUAGCAGUUUGAUGAUAUUAGUUUUCUCAAAAGUGUAUAGAGAUACGUGUGCUGUUAGUUACAGUGUGCGGUGGCGUUUUGCUCCCUGCUCCACUUAGGACCUUGAAUGGGCUGGGUAUCUUGGUGUGCUCCAUGGACGGCACAGUGGCGUACCUCAACUUCUCUCAGGACGAGCUCGGGGACCCCCUCAACGAGGAUGAGAAGGUCAGCCAACUGCUCAUGUCCUUUGACGUGACCCCACCAGUGUUGGAGUCAAUUCCAUAACUUCAAUUCCAAUUCAAUUCCCUCUCUCUGUACAUUCUCUGUAAAUAUAAAGUUUCCCCCAAAAAAACUUUGCAGAGAAGGUAGCGCUUUAGUUUCCCCCAUAAGCUUUGCAGCGAAGGUGGCAUUUAUAUUUCUCACAACAACCCAGAACACUUGUAGAACAACCAAGUGCUUAGUUUAGCAAAUUUCAGUUCACAUAUAUAUUUUCUCUCCCUGCUGUGGCACUGGGCCCGUCAAGUGUCACUUUAGCUUUCAAGAGACUCCCUCCAGGUCCAGAAGGUGUUUGUCUAGUGGACUAGGAGAGGCUCUUCUAGCUAGCUAACACUUAUCCAUCCGUCUCCCUCCUCCAUCCAGAAUGCCAUCCACCAGAACAUCUAUGGGAAGAGCCUGGCCAUCACCACCGAGGCACAGCUCUCCACCACCAUCAUUGAGAACCCGGAGAUGCUCAAGUACCAGCAGGAGAGGCAGCGUGCGGAGCAGGCCAACCACAGGAUGGCCCACGAGGCCCAGGCCCACAAACUCACCAGCGUGGUCAACGGAGAGUCCCUGGAGGACAUCCGCAAGGUAGGACGGGCCAGCUAGUUUACCCAAGGUACAGAUCUGGGAUCCGUUUUCCCUCCCACAAUCCUAACCAAAAGUGGGGAAUCUGCAAAACUGACCCAAGAUCAACAUCUAGGCCAGGGGUGACAUCUGCAAGGUAGGACGGUACCAGGGUUGGGGUCAAUUCCAUUUCAAUUCCAGACAAUUCAAGAAGUACACUGAAAUUCCAAUUAUUUUCAAUGCUUUUAAUGAGGGACAUUUGGAAUUGGAAUUUGGUUUACAUUUCGGAAUUGACUGAAAUUGAAAUGGAAUUGACCCCAACCCUGAUAAGUUCAGAUCUAGGAUCAGCUUACCCUCCCCCAAUCCUAACAUUACCCAUUAGUGGAGAAUCUGCUAAAUGGACCCAAGAUCAGCAUCUAGGGGCAACUUCACCCUACUCCGCACGGCAACAAUGCACCCCAGCCAGGAAGCCCUACCUCAGAGCAAGACCAGUACAGCACUACAGUCUGAUUAACACUAUAAAGCCUAACCCAGCCAAGUCUGAUCAACACUAUAAAGCCUAACCCAGCCAAGUCUGAUCAACACUAUAAAGCCUAACCCAGCCAAGUCUGAUCAACACUAUAAAGCCUAACCCAGCUAAGACUGAUUAACACUAUAAAGCCUAACCCAGCCAAGUCUGAUCAACACUAUAAAGCCUAACCCAGCCAAGUCUGAUCAACACUAUAAAGCCUAACCCAGCUAAGACUGAUUAACACUAUAAAGCCUAACCCAGCCAAGUCUGAUCAACACUAUAAAGCCUAACCCAGCCAAGUCUGAUCAACACUAUAAAGCCUAACCCAGCCAUGUCUGAUCAACACUAUAAAGCCUAACCCAGCUAAGACUGAUUAACACUAUAAAGCCUAACCCAGCCAAGUCUUACCACUAUAAAGCCUAACCCAGCAAGCUGAUCAACACUAGAAGCCUAACCAGAAGCUGAUCAACACUAUAAAGCCUAACCAGCCAUGUCGAUCAACACUAUAAAGCUAACCCAGAUAAGACUGAUUAAAACACUAUAAAGCCUACCCAAGCUAAGACUGAUCAAACACUAUAAAGCCUAACCAGCUAAGAUGAUACACUUAAAGCCUAAACCAGCUAAGACUGAUCAACACUAUAAAGCCUAACCCAGCUAAGAUCUGAUCAACACUAUAACCGCCUCAACCCAGAUCCAAGUCUGAUUCAUACACUAUAAAGCCAACCCAGCCUAGUCUGAUCAACCACUAUAAAGCCUAACCCAGCUCAAGUCUGGAUUAACACUAUAAAGACCUAACCCAGCCCAAGACUGAUCAACACUAUAAAGGCCUAACACCAGCUAGCACUGAUUUAACACUAUAACAGCCUAACCCAGCCUAAGCACUGAUUAACACUAUAAAGGCCUAACCCAGCUAAGACUGAUUAACACUAUAAAGCCUAACCCAGCCAAGUCUGAUUCACACUAUAAAGCCUAACCCAGCCCAAGUCUGAUUAACACUAUAAAGCCUAACCCAGCUAAGACUAAUUAACACUAUAAAGCCUAACCCAGCCAAGCAGAACCAAGCUGUACAGGGCUGGCCGGGUUAUGCAUCUAACGUAGUUGCUGGAAUGGAAAAAUUAUGUGAAAAUAAAAUAUCCAAGCCAGAACAGUAUGGUUCCGGUCAGUCAUCUAAUGUGAGUCAGAAACACAUGCCCAGCCCAGUACAUCUGUCAUUCAGUCCUCCAUUUUGCAGGUGUUCGGUUCUCUCCACUGUUUGAUUUACGAUGACAUUAUUGUAUUUAGUAAUUUCCCUACAUUUUGACAUUGGCUUCAUUGAGGGGAUGUAAUGAAAUGAUGGGCAUAUAGGAAAUCAAUGAACAUAUCGAUAUGGAUAACGUAAACCAGAACACCAAUGCAUAACAUUGACCCACAGCUCCCUGUAUGGUUGUGUCUAGGGUGCAACUUUCCCAAAAUUCCCCGGUUUUACAGAAAUCCUGGUUGAAAGAUUCCUGGAAUUACGAGGGAAUAAGGAGGAAAUCCUCUAUUCAAAAUGUCAGGAAAACCAGGGACUUUUGCAACCCUAGUUCUGUCUUUAUUUUGUUUUGCCACCUUUGUCCUUGCAUAGUCUCGACAGACCUUCUCUCCCUAAAAGGCAGAUAUCAGGGCCCGUAUUCGUUAAAGGGAUAUUCCAGCGAUUUGACAAAAGUUUCCUUACUUUGAAAGCUGUCUAUGGACAAGGAUUAGCAACAUUUGCAUUUCGGGAUCAAUUUCCCAUGUAAGUCAAUCUCUCCCGCUUAGCAUGUAUCAAAUUUCAUGCUGAACUGUCCCUUUAAACAUCUCAGAUGUUUAUAUAAUCUGUCCAUAUAAUCGUAUUCAUUGCGAUCUAAAAGGCUAAACUGAUCCUAAAUCAGCACUCCUACUUUUUGUCUGAAGGAACCUUAAAAUCUGAAUGAAAACGGUUCUCAUUGUUAACAAGACAAAUGGACGUUGAGAUGAGUUGGUAUUAUGUUGUCAUGUAUUCUGUGGCCUUGCACAUGUCUUAGUGGUCUCUGUCGUUACCUUGGAUAUUUCUUUUCUUCUCUUAGAACCUGUUGAAGAAACAGGUUGAGACAAGGACUGCAGACGGCAGGAGAAGGAUCACUCCUCUCUGCAUCGCCCAGCUCGACACAGGGUAACACACACCUUUCCAUUUAUUCUAGUCCAGCCAUUACAAAUGGGCCCUUCCGCCGAUUUUCUUCCUCCACCAGCUGUCAAACAGAGCAGUUACACUGUAGAACUCCAUUUGGAAGACCGCUUCAUUCUAUUUUGGUUGUUUUGGUUUUAAUAUAUGUUUAUUUGGGGAUUCAUUUUUUUUCUCCCAUGUUAAAAACAUGCGAAUACAUUGUCAAGCCAAAUCACAUACAAUUUCAUACAUUUGUUGCGUUCACCAGCUAGAAAACCAAAUGUCGCUCGAACAGAAGGGGGAACUAACAAAGACCAAACAAAACAGGUGGGGUUUUAGGAGGGGUUCUGAAAAACACUCAUGGGGGUGUCCACUGAAACCUAAAAAACACCCACCACGAGCGCCCACUAAAUGUGCCCAAGAAGAGGCAAACAAAAGAAAAACCCACACCAAACUUAGACAGGAAGCAAACCAAAAAGGUAGAGGAAAACAAAAUCAGACCAAGGAAUGUUUUUCUAGAAAUCAAAUGGGGAGAGCCAACUUAAAGGUGUUUACCCUCCGCAUCUUUCGAGAUAACUGGAGUGCUGGGCCAGCCACUCUUAAAUAGCACCUUGGCCAGCACAGGUGAAACACCUUCCCACUAACGAGAUGGAAACCAGCACAGGUGUAACCCAUACUGACUAACGAGGUUACACCAAUCGUCGCGCUAACGAGCUAUACCUUCCCCUUUAAGACAACAAAUAUAUCCUAUAUUUUUGUUAGACAACAGAAAACAAUGUUAAUUUCACAACAUAAUCAACUUAAAUGUGUCGCUACUUAUAAUGCGUCGCAUCCUCCAAUAUAAACUGGCUGUCAACAAUUAAAUACAAGACAAAAACAGCCACAUUUGUUUGUAUAAUUUUUUUUACUGUUUGCUAACAUUCACAAGUUUUGAGAAACGGGUCAAAUAAAACUCAUCCACCUGGAACGUGCGCAACCAAAACAAUAUGGCAAAACAAAUUGUGAGCAACAACUGGCUAAACGCAAAACACAACUUAUUGACUGCCCACCUUUUGAGAGACAAUCAGCAACCAAGUUGUCCUUACCACGGACAUGUCUGAUUUCAAGGGGAAACUCCUGCAAUAUCUGUAGUAACUUGCCUCUCGUGAUUUUCCUCAGUGGAAUUUGUUUGAUUGGGGCAGAGUCCCCAACGUCAAUGGCAUGCUCUAGUACAUUUGUCUGUUGGCACAUCUGAGAAUAAAACCUGAUAUUCUAAAAGCAGUGCAACAAUGUCGCCUUUUUCCUCAGGUGACAAGUGUGCCAAAAAGGCAUCAAGGUUUUCUAGAAUCUCUGAGUUACUCAACCGUCCUACCGUCACAGGGUGUAUUGGACUUUCCUCAUACUCUUGAGGAAGACUAGAGUCAAUGGUGACAGCAGUGGCUACAUGCAGAACAUCACUACCAGUUUCCACUGACUUCUCCGCCCGAUCGUAAUGGGUGAAGUAUGGUUUCAACAUGUUGACGUGACACAGCCGUUUUAUUUGUUCUGCGCUCAAAUCAAAUCAAAUUUUAUUGGUCACAUGUGCCGAAUACAACAGGUGCAGACAUUACAGUGAAAUGCUUACUUACAGCCCUUAACCAACAGUGCAUUUAUUUUUAACAAAAAAAGUAAAAAUAAAACAACAACAAAAAAAGUGUUGAGAAAAAAAAGAGCAGAAGUAAAAUAAAGUAACAGUAGGGAGGCUAUAUAUACAGGGGGGUACCAUUGCAGAGUCAAUGUGCGGGGGCACCGGCUAGUUGAGGUAAUAUGUACAUGUGGGUAGAGUUAAAGUGACUAUGCAUAAAUAAUUAACAGAGUAGCAGCAGCGUAAAAAGGAUGGUGUGGGGGGGCAGUGCAAAUAGUCCGGGUAGCCAUGAUUAGCUGUUCAGGAGUCUUAUGGCUUGGGGGUAGAAGCUGUUGAGAAGUCUUUUGGACCUAGACUUGGCACUCCGGUACCGCUUGCCAUGCGGUAGCAGAGAGAACAGUCUAUGACUAGGGUGGCUGGAGUCAAUUUUGCGGGCCUUCCUCUGACACCGCCUGGUAUAGAGGUCCUGGAUGGCAGGAAGCUUGGCCCCAGUGAUGUACUGGGCCGUACGCACUACCCUCUGUAGUGCCUUGCGGUCGGAGGCCAAGCAGGUGCCAUACCAGGCGGUGAUGCAACCAGUCAGGAUGCUCUCGAUGGUGCAGCUGUAGAAUUUUUUGAGGAUCUGAGGACCCAUGCCAAAUCUUUUCAGUCUCCUGAGGGGGAAUAGGCUUUGUCGUGCCCUCUUCACGACUGUCUUGGUGUGUUUGGACCAUGAUAGUUCGUUGGUGAUGUGGACACCAAGGAACUUGAAGCUCUCAACCUGUUCCACUACAGCCCAGUCGAUGAGAAUGGGGGCGUGCUCAGUCCUCUUUUUUUUCCUGGAGUCCACAAUCAUCUCCUUUGUAUUGGUCACAUUGAGGGAGAGGUUGUUGUCCUGGCACCACACGGCCAGGUCUCUGACCUCCUCCCUAUAGGCUGUCUCAUCGUUGUCGGUGAUCAGGACUACCACUGUUGUGUCGUCGGCAAACUUAAUGAUGGUGUUGGAGUCGUGCCUGGCCAUGCAGUCAUGGGUGAACAGAGAGUACAGGAGGGGACUGAGCACGCACCCCUGAGGGGCCCCCGUGUUGAGGAUCAGUGUGGCAGAUGUGUUGUUACCUACCCUUACCACCUGGGGGCGGCCCGUCAGGAAGUCCAGGAUCCAGUUGCAGAGGGAGGUGUUUAGUCCCAGGAUCCUUAGCUUAGUGAUGAGCUUUGAGGGCACUAUGGUGUUGAAUGCUGAGCUGUAGUCAAUGAAUAGCAUUCUCACGUAGGUGUUCCUCUUGUCCAGGUGGGAAAGGGCAGUGUGGAGUGCAAUAGAGAUUGUAUCAUCUGUGGAUCUGUUGGGGCGGUAUGCAAAUUGGAGUGGGUCUAGGGUUUCUGGGAUAAUGCUGUUGAUGUGAGCCAUGACCAGCCUUUCAAAGCACUGCAUGGCUACAGACGUCAGUGCUACGGGUCGGUAGUCAUUUAGGCAGGUUAUCUUAGAGUCCUUAGGCACGGGGACUAUGGUGGUCUGCUUGAAACAUGUUGGUAUUACAGACUCAGUCAGGGACAUGUUGAAAAUGUCAGUGAAGACACUUGCCAGUUGGUCAGCACAUGCUCGGAGUACACGUCCUGGUAAUCCGUCUGGCCCUGCGGCCUUGUGAAUGUUGACCUGCUUAAAAGUCUUACUCACAUCGGCUACGGAGAGCGUGAUCACAUAGUCAUCCGGAACAGCUGGUGCUCUCAUGCAUGCUUCAGUGUUGCUUGCCUCGAAGCGAGCAUAGAAGUGGUUUAGCUCGUCUGGUAGGCUUGUGUCACUGGGCAGCUCGCGGCUGUGCUUCCCUUUGUAGUCUGUAAUAGUUUUCAAGCCCUGCCACAUCCGACGAGCGUCAGAGCCAGUGUAGUACGAUUCAAUCUUAGUCCUGUAUUGACUCUUUGCCUGUUUGAUGGUUCGUCGGAGGUCAUAGCGGGAUUUCUUAUAAGCGUCCGGGUUAGAGUCCCGUUCCUUGAAAGCGGCAGCUCUACCCUUUAGCUCAGUGCGGAUGUUUCCUGUAAUCCAUGGCUUCUGGUUGGUGUAUGUACGUACGGUCACUGUGGGGACGACAUCAUCGAUGCACUUAUUGAUGAAGCCAGUGACUGAUGUGGUGUACUCCUCAAUGCUGUCUGAAGAAUCCCGGAACAUGUUCCAGUCUGUGCUAGCAAAACAGUCCUGUAGCUUAGCAUCUGCGUCAUCUGACCACUUUUUUAUUAACCGAGUCACUGGUGCUUCCUGCUUUAGUUUUUGCUUAUAAGCAGGAAUCAGGAGGAUAGAGUUAUGGUCAGAUUUGCCAACUGGAGGGCGAGGGAGAGCUUUGUAUGCGUCUCUGUGUGUGGAGUAAAGGUGGUCUAGAGUUUUUUUUUCCUCUGGUUGCACAUUUAACAUGCUGGUAGAAAUUAGGUAGAACCGGUGUGGCGAUGAUGUAAUCCAGUUUACAAAUUUGUUUUCACUAUAAGCUAAGGGCCUAAAAAACGACCUUGUAAGAGUGUGCAAAGCUGUCAUGAAGGCCAAGGGUGGCUACUUUGAAGAAUCUCAAAUAUAAAAUAUAUUUCGAUUUGUUUAACACUUUUUUUUUUUGGUUACUACAUGAUUCCAUAUGUGUUAUUUCAUCGUUUUGAUGUCUUCACUAUUAUUUUACAAUGUAGAAAAUAGUAAAAUUUAAGAAAAACACUUGACUGAGUAGGUGUCCAAACUUUUGACCGGUACUGUACAUCCACCUCCUUUUCGUUGAAAGGUGGAACAAGUCAGUUGUUCCGACCAAGAUCAAACGCUGUUGAGGGUGGCCUCCUGUAGCUCAGUUGGUAGAGCAUGGCGCUUGCAACGCCAGGGUUGUGGGUUCGAUUCCCACGGGGGGCCAGUAUGAAAAAUGUAUACACUCACUAACUUUAAGUUGCUCUGGAUAAGAGCAUCUGCUAAAUGAUUAAAAUGUAAAUAAAUAAAAAAUGAGUGUGUAGGAUGGUCUGACUACAGAAAGUAUUCAGACCCCUUGACUUUUUCCACAUUUUGUUACGUUACAGCCUUAUUCUAAAAUGGAUUAAAUAGUUUUCCCCCCUCAUCAAUCUACACACAAUACCCUAUAACGACAAAGCAAAAACAGGUUUUUAGACAUUUUUGCUAAUUUAUUAAAAUUAAAAAACUGAAAUAAUAUAUUUACAUAAGUAUUCAGACCCUUUACUCACUACUUUGUUGAAGCACCUUUGGCAGCGAUUACAGCCUCGAGUCUUCUUGUGUAUGACGCUAAAAGCUUGGCACACCUGUAUUCUCCCAUUCUUCUCUGCAGAUCCUCUCAAGCUCUGUCAGGUUGGAUGGGGAGUGUUGCUGCCGGUCUCUCCAGCAAUGUUCGAUCAGUUUUAAGUCCGGGCUCUGGCUGGGCCACACAAGGACAUUCAGAGACUUGUCCCAAAGCCACUCCUGCGUUGUCUUGGCUGUGUGCUUAGGGUCGUUGUCCUCCCCACAUCAUGAUUAUGCCACCACCAUGCUUCACCGUAGGAGUGGCUUCGGGACAAGGUUGCCAGGUUUCCUCCAGAUGUGACAUUAUGUGACGCUUUGCAUUCAGGCCAAAGAGUUCAAUCUUAGUUUCAUCAGACCAGAGAAUCUUGUUUCUCAUGGUCUGAUAGUCUUUAGGUGCCUUUUGGCAAACUCCAAGUGGGCUGUCAUGUGCCUUUUACUGAGGAGUGGCUUCCAUCUGGCCACUCUACCAUAAAGGCCUGAUUGGUGGAGUGCUGCAGAGAUGGUUGUCCUUCUGCAAGGUUCUCCCAUCUCCACAGAGGAACUCUAGAGCUCUGUCAGAGUGACCAUCGGGUUCUUGGUCACCUCCCUGACCAAGGCCCUUCUCCCCCGAUUGCUCAGUUUGGACUGGCGGCUAGCUCUAGGAAGAGUCUUGGUGGUUCCAAACUUCUUCCAUUUAAGAAUGAUGGAGGCCACUGUGUUCUUGGCAAUAGGCCACUAGGUUUGCCUCCGAAAAGACAAACUAAAAGAAAAACCCAGAACAACUUAAGAUAGGGAGUAAAAAAAAACGGGAAACAUAACAAAUCAGGCUUCUUUCAAACUUAAAAGGUUGAGCUCAAAAUCGCACCUCAGCUGACGUGAAGUGUAGCUCUCCUAACCAUCUCUCAUGUUCAACUGGAGCACUGGGCCACUCCUAAAUAUCCCCUGGGCUAACACUGGUGAAACACCUUCCGACUAACGAGAUGGACAAGCCAGCACGGGUGUAACACAUACUGACUAGCAAGGUGACACCAAUCGGUGCUCCCUCGAAAUAGAAAUAACCUGUAACACAUUUUACAAAUAAUUGUCAAUAUAUUACAUUAACACAGGGAUAUUCUUAUUUCAGUUGGUUUGAGCUCUCACUGUUUCUGUUUGAAUUCUCAGGGAUUUCUCCCCGGCCCUCUUCAACAGCGUACCCAUCCUCCCUGGGUCUUCCAGCCAGCUCACCUCCCAGCUUUCCUCGGACUCCAACACGGCCACCUCCAAUUUGGACCCCCUGUCCACCCCACUGGGGGGCAAGGCCCCAGAUGACGCCAAGGACGGGUCAGUUGUCUUAUCUGUCUCCUCUCCAUCUCUCUUUCUCUCCUGCUCUGCUUCCACCCCUCCUUACCGGACCAUUCGUUUAUUAUUUCGCUCUCCUUCCAUUCCUGACAGUGUUUCCGGUGCCAUGGCCCAGGCCUCGUCUCUUAACACCACAGCCAUGAAGUCCAACCUGCUCCUAACCUCCUCCACCAAGAUGGAGCCAAUGAAAGCCCUUGACUCCAGGUUCACAGAGAGGUCAAAGGUCAUGCCCGGGGUCACCAUCUCCUCCAUGGCGGGACUCACCCCGCUAGACAGGUAAGGGAACGGAACCAUCAAGCUUCUCCAAAAGUCUUUUAUGAUCAGUAGACCGUGGCUGAUUUGAGGCAGACAAUGCUGGAAUGUUUUUAUUGUAUUUGUUAUUGGUCAAUUCCACAUCUGAGAUUCUUGUUAUCUGAACAUGGAAAAAAUAAAACACUAUCAGCAGUUUAGGACGUACACAUGUUCAUAUGAACACAACAAAAACAACAGGUUGAAUGCUAGCCUUGUUUUUAACGGAGCAAUCCACCUUUGAGUGACACGUCUGCUUGGAACAGAUGUCAAGUGAUGACCAGUUUUUUUAUUUUUUAUUCACUGAACUAGAUGGUUCACUUUUUGUUUGACUUGGUGGUUGUCUCUCAUAGAAAUAUAAUUACUAGAAAGGGUGUCUUUAUUCAAGUCAAUGAGGCCAUAAUGGAUGGACCAGUGAACAGGAAGUGCAGCUGGAAGUGUCCCCAUUAACCAGGAAGUAGGGCAGGAAGUGUCCCCAUUAACCUGGAAAUAGGGUAGGAAGUACGGCAGGAAGUGUCCCCAUUAACCUGGAAAUAGGGUAGGAAGUACAUUAUUCAAAUUGGGCUUAACAGUCAACUCAACUGCCAUUACAAAAAUUGUAAUGAAAAUUCCAUAUUACCAAGCAUUGUUUCCCCUAGGAUCAUAUAUGGGAAACACUGCUAAGGCGGUUUGGGCAUGGGUUAAUGGAACAAAUGGUAAGUAUUUCUGUGGGUGUUGUCCUCCUGUUGUAGAGUGAAAGACAGCAGCACUUUAAAGGAUCUCAAGGACGAGACGAGCAGCGACAGCGAGGACAAGAUGGCUGUGGUGAAGUCCCUCUCCUUCACCAAGAGGAAAGCCCUCGACGUGGACGGAGGGGACAACCACGUGGAGAAGAGGAAAACCCUCGACAUGGACGGAGGGGACAACCAGGUGGAGAAGAGGAAAAAGGGACGGCCCAGGAAAAUGGACACGAAAAUGAUGACGUCCGUGUCCCACCAACCCUUACAGCAGGUAAUGCCAGUGGAUUUCGCGUAAUCUCAUGACUUCACACAUCAUUUCUGAUAGAAGAUUCUAUCAGAAUAUUCAAGAUAUCCUUGUCUUUGAAUGUAAUGGUUUUGAUUGGAUAUGGGAUCAACAAACUGAUUGGCUGAUUGGAUAUGGGAUCAACAAACUGAUUGGCUGUGUCUGAAAUGACACCCUUAUUCCUAUAGUCAAGGAAUAUUCAACCUGGGAUCCCCUAAAGGUCCGCUGAGGUACUGCAGGGGGUCCAUGAAAAUAUAUUAUUCAGUUGGAAGUCGGAAGUUUACAUACACUUAGGUUGGAGUCAUUAAAACUUGUUUUUCAACCACUCUACACAAAUAUCUUGUUAACAAACUAUAGUUUUGGCAAGUCGGUUAGGACAUCUACUUUGUGCACGACACACGUAAUUUUUCCAACAAUUGUUUACAGACAGAUUAUUUAACUUAUAAUUCAUUGUAUCCCAAUACCAGUGGGUCGAAGUUUACAUACACUAAGUUGACUGUGCCUUUAAACAGCUUGGAAAAUUCCAGAAAAUUACGUCAUGGCUUUAGAAGCUUCUGAUAGGCUAAUUGACAUAAUUUGAGUCAAUUGGAGGUGUACCUGUGGAUGUAUUUCAAGGCCUACCUUCAAACUCAGUGCCUCUUUGCUUAACAUCAAGGGAAAAUCCAAAGAAAUCAGCCAAGACUUCAGAAAAAAAAUUGUAGACCUCCACAAGUCUGGUUCAUCCUUGGGAGCAAUUUCCAAACGCCUGAAGGUACCACGUUCAUCUGUACAAACAAUAGUACGCAAGUAUAAACACCAUGGGACCACGCAGCUGUCAUACCGCUCAGGAAUAAGACGCGUUCUGUCUCCUAGAGAUGAACGUACUUUGGGGGCGAAAAGUGCAAAUCAAUCCCAGAACAACAGCAAAGGACCUUGUGAAGAUUCUGGAGGAAACAGGUACAAAUGUAUCUAUAUCCACAGUAAAAGGAGUCCUAUAUCGACAUAACCUGAAAGGCCGCUCAGCAAUGAAGAAGCCACUGCUCCAAAACCGCCAUAAAAAAGACAGACUACGGUUUGCAACUGCACAUGGGGACAAAGAUCGUACUUUUUUGAGAAAUGUCCUCUGGUCUGAUUGAACAACAAUUGAACUGUUUGGCCAUAAUGACCAUCCUUAUGUUUGGAGGAAAAAGGGGGUGGCUUGCAAGCCGAAGAACAACAUCCCAACCGUGAAGCACUGGGGUGGCAGCAUCAUGCUGUGGGGGUGCUUUGCUGCAGGAGGGACUGGUGUACUUCACAAAAUAGAUGGCAUCAUGAGGAAGGAAAAUUAUGUGCAUAUAUUGAGCAACAUCUCAAGACAUCAGUCAGGAAGUUAAAUCUUGGUCGCAAAUGGGUCUUCCAAAUGGACAAUGACACCAAGCAUACUACCAAAGUUGUGGCAAAAUGGCUUAAGGACAGCAAAGUCAAGGUAUUGGAGUGGCCAUCACAAAGCUCUGACCUCAAUCCUAUAGAAAAUGUGUGGGCAAAACUGAAAAAGCGUGUGUGAGCAAGGAGGCCUACAAACCUGACUCAGUUACACCAGCUCUGUCAGGAGGAAUGGGCCAAAAUUCACCCAACUUAUUGUGGGAAGCUUGUGGAAGGCUAUCCGAAACGUUUGACCCAAGUUAAACAAUUUAAAGGCAAUGCUACCAAAUACUAAUUGAGUGUAUGUAAACUUCUGACCCACUGGGAAUGUGAUGAAAGAAAUAAAAGCUCAAAAAGAUAAUUCUCUCUACUAUUAUUCUGACAUUUUACAUUCUUAAAAUAAAGUGGUGAUCCUAACUGACCUAAAACAGGGAAUUCUUACUAGGAUUAAAUGUCAGGAAUUGUGAAAAAUUGAGUUUAAAUGUAUUUGGCUAAGUUGUAUGUAAACUUCCGACUUCAACUGUAUAUAUAUAUAUAUGUAUUUCAAUGUAGCGAUGAAUAUCUCUAGCAACAACAGAAUGGUUUCGAAGUCAGACCAAUUCUUCAACCAACAGGAUUUUAGCUAGCUUGAUAAGCUUGCUAACAUUGCUAAUAAUAAAGUUAGCUAGCUUGCUUAACAUUGACAAUAUGGUUAAACUAUCUAUAUUAUCCACAUUGAUACGUUUGUAAUUGUCAAUAACAAAUAUGUUAUCAUCUUUUGGUUAAAAGGGUGAAAGUUCAGAGGUGAAAUGUCGCAACUCGGGUAACAAAAAUGUAUCCUAGAUUCCCAUUUGUAAUUGGCUUGGAUGGUGAUUAACCACGUUUCCAUCCACAGUUUUGCAAGUAAAGUCAUACCGUAUAAAAAUAAAUUACGACAACUAUGAUGGAAACAUGAAGUGUCAUUAGAAAUGUAGAAAUGUCGAAAAAACAAUUUGUUCAUUCGUGUCUGUAAAAAUUUAUUAUGCGACAAAUUGCGGUGGAAACGAUUUCUUGCGCAAUUUUUUAUAGAAUAACCAUGUCGAGGUAAAUUUGCAGUCAUGCAAUGCUAUGCUGUGGGGUCCUCCCACUACGACUUGAAAAAGCAUGCAGAGUUUAUUAGGCUAUAAGUUAUGAUGAACUUCGCAGGGUGGUGAAAGUGCACAGUGAUGAGCUUCAUUCUCCUUUCCAAUAAAUAGUGUCUUAAUUUAAAUGCUGUGACAAUGAUCGGUGCUUAGCUGCCAAUGAACAAAUACAAAUGAUUUCGCUCUUAUCCAUCUCAUCAUACACUGAACAAAAAUAUAAAAUGCAACAUGUAGGGUGUUGGUCCCAUGUUUCAUGAGCUGAAAUAAGAUCCCAGAAAUUUUCCAUAUGCACAAAAAGCUUAUUUCUCUCAAAUUGUGUGCACAAAUUUGUUUACAUCCCUGUUAGUGAGCAUUUCUCCUUUGCCAAGAUAAUCCAUCCACCUGACAGGUGUGGCAUAUCAAGAAGCUGAUUAGACAGCAUGAUCAUUACACAGGUGCACCUUGUGCUGAGGACAAUAAAAAGCCACUCUAAAGUAGUUUUGUCACACAACACAAUGCCACAGAUGUCUCAUGUUUUGAGGGAGCGUGCAAUUUGCACGCUUACUGCAGUAAUGUCCACCAGAACUGUUGCCAGAGAAGUGAAUGUUAAUUUCUCUACCACAAGCCACCUCCAAUGUCAUUUUAGAGAAUUUGGCAGUACGUCCAAUCGGACUCACAUCCUCAGACCACGUGUAUGUCUUUGUGUGGGAGAGCGGUUUGCUGAUGUCAACGUUUGUGAACAGAGUGCCCCGUGGUGGUGGUGGGGUUAUGGUAUGGGCAGGCAUAAGCUACAGGACAACGAACACAAUUACAUUUCAUCGAUGGCAAUUUGAAUGCACAAAAAUACCGUGACGAGAUCCUGAGGGCCCAGUCAUGUGAAAUCCAUAGAUUAGGGCCUAAUUUAUUUAUUUCAAUUGACUGAUUUCCUCAUAUGAACUGUAACUCAGUAAAAUCAAUGAAAUUGAUGUUGUCCUGAGAGCAUGCGCACUAAAACACGUCAAAUUAGUGUGUGUUGUUUAUGUGCACGACGAAAUCACCCCACUGCCUUUUAUACACAAGUCAGUUUGAUGGAAACCUCUGGUGGGAAAAUUUGCAUAUAUUUUGUUUAUGCAGAUGUUCUAAUAUUCACAUGAAUCUGUCAGAAAUGUGAAGGAAAUCUAGCUAUUGAAGUGAAAUUUCCCACUCGGAACUCUUAACUUUUGAUAACUCCGAUAGCAUGUGAACGCCCCAUUGCACAUAUUGGAGCUAAUUACACUUACAUAGUAUCUAACCGGCUUUGAGAAAAGGCAUUGUUUAGUACUAGUUUAGUACUGCUAGCUGCUGGUAAGCUUUCUUGACUUGGACAUACAGUGCCUUCGGAAAGUAUUCAGACCCCUUGACUUUUUCCACAUUUUGUUAGGUUAUAGCCUUAUUCUAAAAUUAAUUAAAUUGUUAUUUUUUCCUCAUCAAUCUACACACAAGGUUUUUUAGAAAUGUUGGCUGAAAUCACAUUCAUAUAAGUAUUCAGACCCUUUACUCAGUACUUUGUUGAAGCACCUUUGGCAGCGUUUACAGCCUCGAGUCUUCUUGGGUAUGACGCUACAAGCUUGGCACUCACGUAUUUGGGGAGUUUCUCCCAUUCUUCUCUGCAGAUCCUCUCAAGCUCUGUCAGGUUGGAUAGGGAGUGUUGCUGCACAGCUAUUUUCAGGACCUUCAAUGCUGCAGAAAUGUUUUGGUACCCUUUUCCAGAUCUGUGCCUCGACACAAUGGUGUCUCGGAGUUCUACGGACAAUUCCUUCGACCUCAUGGCUUGGUUUUUGCUCUGACAUGCACUGUCAACUGUGGGACCUUGUAUAGACAGGUGUGUGCCUUUCCAAAUCAUGUCCAAUUACCACAGGUGGACUCCAAUCAAGUUGUAGAAACAUCUCAAGGAUGAUAAAUGGAAACAGGAUGCACCUGAGCUCAAUUUCGUGUCUCAUAGAAAAGGGUCUGAAAACUUAUGUAAAUAAGGUAUUUCAGUUUUUAGUUUUUUAUAAAUUUGCCAAAAAAUCUAAAAACCUGUUUUCGCUUUGUCAUUAUGGGGUAUUAUGUGCAGAUUACUGAGGAUUUUUAUUUAUUUAAUCAAUUUUAGAAUAAGGCUGUAACAUAACAAAAUGUGGGAGAAGUCAAGGGUUCUGAAUACUUUCCGAAUGCAACACAUGGCCUCUUUGUUUAACCAGCUAAACUGCUGCUAUUAGCUCAAAUGUGUUUGGAGUUACCUUUCUAUCAAAUAGGCUAUGUCAGAGCUUACACUUCCUCUUCCUGUUAUAAUGUGGGGACUUUUGACCAUUUUAUUAAUUUUUUUUAUCUUUCCCCUACUGUACACUUGCAGGCUACCCCUUCAUCAGAGAAGGAGCCUUGUUACGCCACUGCUGUCCCUGUGGCUGUCCUCAAACUGCCCACUCCCACACCGCAGAAAGCAUUUACUCUUCAGGUAUAUUAUUAUUAUUAUUAUUAUUAUUUUUAUAUUAUAUCACUCUUCAGGUAAGGCUAAACAACUCUCAUGGUCAUAGACAGAGUCAUGAUGAGUACAAUGGAUGCUAGUCGGAUGUGCUCUCUUUCCCCCAUAUUGUGUGUGUGUAGGUCAGUUUGGAGCCCCCGGUGUACCUGGAGGUGGAGAAUGAGGUCUCUGUGGUGUCCGGAGCCAAACUCAGCCAGCUGCGCUGUUCCAUGGAGGGCAGGGAGUGGGACACGCUGCUGCCUAGCCGAGUCAUCACUGCAGCGGGCAGCAGGUAAGCAUGAAGGGGGAGGGGGGAUCUACAUGUCUAGUCCAGGAGUGUUGAUGGGAGUUAUCUAUUGUCUUAACACUUUACACUUAACCCUUUACACAUGUAUAGCAUGUUACUGUACAGCCACUGAGCUCUGACGUCAUGUAUAGCGUGUUACUGUCCAGCACUGAGCUCUGACGUCAUGUAUAGCAUGUUACUGUACAGCCACUGAGCUCUGACCUCAUGUAUAGCAUGUUACUGUCCAGCCACUGAGCUCUGACGUCAUGUAUAGCGUGUUACUGUCCAGCCACUGAGCUCUGACGUCAUGUAUAGCGUGUUACUGUCCAGCCACUGACCUCUGACCUCAUGUAUAGCGUGUUACUGUCCAGCCACUGAGCUCUGACCACAUGUAUAGCGUGUUACUGUCCAGCCACUGACCUCUGACGUCAUUUACAUUUUAGUCAUUUAGAAGACUCUCUUAUCCAGAGCGACUUACAGUUAGUGAGUGCAUACAUGUUUUCAUACUGGCCCCCCGUGAGAAUCGAACCCAUAACCCUGGCGUUGCAAGCGCCAUGCUCUACCAGCUGAGUUUUGAUUUAGCCGCUUAUCAGUGCCCAAAUCUGCCAUUUUCAACCAGUUUGCUGGUACGAGUGGAAAGGGUUAAAGCUGGAAUCCGUAGCGAUGAAACUGCCACAUCCGUUUGUGACAUUACAACAACAAAGACGUUACUUCAAACAAACACUUGUUUUUGUUUUUUUCGGACAUCAUUGUACGCGCGAUUGAACGGUAGAGUGGAUAGCUCCUCUUCUCUGUUCAACCCGAAGUCCGUGCGGAAAUCUAUACUGAUCAAAAAUAUAAACGCAAACAUUUCAACGAUUUUACUGAGUUACACUUCAUAUAAGGAAAUCGGUCAAUUUAAAUAAAUUCAUUAGGCCCUAAUCUAUGGAUGUCACAUGACUGGGCAGUGGCACAGUCUCUUAUGGUAGAGAAAUGAACAUGCAACAGCUCUGGUGAACAUUCCUACAGUCAGCAAGCCAAUUGCCAUUUCCCUCAAAACUUGAGACAUCUGUGGCAUUGUGUUUAGUGGCCUUUUAUUGUCCCCAGCACAAAGUGCGCCUGUGUAAUGAUCAUGCUGUUAAAUCAGCUUCUUGAUAUACCACACCUGUUCAGUAUAAUUAGCAUCAUUAAAAAAAUCCCCAUAAAAAAUCUGUCAAUUUAAGCUCGAGAUAUGUUUUUUUUUUGCAUUGGGUGCGUCUCAAUCCACCGCAUCCGCUGAUGUUGCACUUCCUCAUCUGCGGUGAAAAGUGACCGAGCUAGAGCGGUGUUUGUCAGACAAUGAGACAUCCCAAAAAUCGGUCUUCUCACAAAAUCGUCUGUAGCAUCCGGUUCGGCCCUAAAAACUAUUGGGACCCCUCUGUGGAACUUAUGAGACUCUCACGGUGGUGUUCCCCCACAAUAGUCUUGGGACUCAUCCGAAGUCGGUACAGCCCAUCUGCCAACUUCUGUCUGUAGCGUCCAAACAGUUUGGGCUAUACACUAAUAUGACCCCUCUGUGGAAAGGUGAGACUCUCAAAAAUACACGUUUUGCUCUAGGACGCCCACAGGCCUCUACCAGUUGAAACAUUUAUGGAAGUGUAUAUAUAGAGACUGUUUAGUACCAAAAAUAAGGGGUUAAAUACAUGUAAAAAAUAAAUAACAAAUGUUUUCUGAUCUCUCAGAUAUAGGACCUACACUUCAGAACAAACUUCCUCUAGAUCUUUUGUUCUUCCAUGUAGUGAAUCCGUUAAUCAAUGCGUUUGUACGGGCUAAUAGCAGUAAGGCUAAAUACACAUUUCUAUCAAAUCAUUUUAAAUUAUUUUUUGUUAUCCUUCAAGGGGUCUUAAAAUGCCAAAUUAAAUAGCAACAUGAUCCUUGGUAUGACCUUCUUAAAACAAUUCCAUACAGCUUAGUAGAACCCCGUCCCCGGCUUAGACUGGGCGUAGACUGUUUAAACCUAAAACAAAUGUUUCCUGAUCUCUCAGAUAUAGGAGAGACACUUCAGAACAAACUUCCUUUAGACUGUAAAGGGUUAAUAUAGUUAACAAUAUGUUUGGGGAUGCCAGCGCUGCUGCUUCCGCUAAUGCGGAUCUCAGCUUUAACGUCUUUGUCCUUGACUGUGCUGUUUAGCGGGUGCAAGGUUUUGGCUUCCAUUCCAACUGUCGUAAUGAACAAAUGUUAACGCUUUAUUUCCACAGUAGUCGAUAAGGUGUCUGUCUGUCUGUCUCUCCUCCUUCCCUCCCCUAGUGACGUGGUGGCAGUGGCGUGCGCCGACCGCAUGUUGUCCGUGUUUUCGGCGUGCGGCCGCCGCCUACUACCCUCCAUCCUGCUGUCAGCGCCCAUGUCCGCCCUGCAUUGCUCAGGCUUCUACGUCAUGGCCUUGACCGCCUGCGCCACCCUGUCCGUCUGGUGAGAGAGAGCCCCGUGUCAGGACACACACACACACACACCCACACACACACACACACACACACACACACCCUGUAUUGACAUGACAAACCCUGUUGAGAUGCACCGUCUAGGCUGCUGCUCCGGUGAGAAGUUUCCCCUAGGUACAGAUCUAGGAUCAGCUUCCCUGCCCCUAUCCUGACCUUAACCAUUAGUUGGGGGAAAUGCAAAACUGAUCCAUGAUCAGCAUCUAGGGGGCAAUUUCACCCUACACCCAGUGUGCACCAGAGGAUGUGAGCGGAGUGGAGCUGGAGUGGAGCGAGGAGCGGAUUUUAAAAUUUUUUGCACGACGGCCAUUUCGCUCCGGUACCAACUCAGCCACGAGCUCUGGUCAUGCUCUGCCCAGCAUUUUUCAUUUCCUUCAUCACUGUGCUUUUAAUUAGACCUAUUCUGUUGUAUUUAUUUAGCCUACACCACCACUAAUGUGCAGAGAUGUUAAAAUGAGUCGACCAAGAAAUAGGUUACAGCCUGUGUAAUAUGAUGGCAAGACAACCAAUGAGCCCAUGCAGCAGCAACGGAGAAGUUUUAGGUUCUAUAUAGGCUGUUUAAAAAAAAAGAGGAGUGCUAAAGUUGUCAAUCAACUGUAAGAUGUGAGCGUAACAGAGCCACAGUUACAAUUAAAGCAUCGGAUCAUCAAUAGAUUAGAGAAAAAGCUUCUUUUUUUUUUAACACAGUGGCGGCAGGUAGAUUAGUGGUUAAGAGCGUUGUGCAAGUAACCGAAAGGUCGCUGGUUCUAAUCCCCGAGCCGACUAGGUGAAAAAUCUGUCUGUGCCCUUGAGCAAGGCCCUUAACCCUAAUUGGUCCUGUAAGUCGCUCUGGAUAAGAGCGUCUGCUAAAUGACUAAAAUGUACAAAUGUACAAAGCCUAUCACCUAGGUAGGUCCACUGUGAGGGAUGACUGGGAUUUCCGACUGCUCAACUCCACUCACAUACUCUGGGGUGGGAUCCCUCCUGACUUGCCACACCUUGUAUUUUAGACUAGAGACAACCCCUAGCCCCUUGACACUUUUGAUUUGAUAGGUGCAAACAUUAUACAUUUUUGGUCGUUUAGCAGACGCUCUUAUCCAGAGCGACUUACAGGAGCAGUUAGGGUUAAGUGCCUUGCUCAAGGGCACAUCGACAUAUUUGUCACCUAGUCUGCUCGGGGAUUCAAACCAGCGACCUUUCGGUUACUGGCUCAACGCUCUUAACUGCGAGGCUACCUACCGCCCCAAUAUGGUGAUAUCGCCGACUUGCUCUCUGAUAGGCUAGGAAGAAUGUAUGACAGAUUGCUUACACCUAUCAAAUCCUGUCAGAUCUCCUCAAGUGUCUAGGGCUUCAGUGACUAGGGCUUCAGAGACUAGGGCUUCAGAGGCUAGGGCUUCAGAGACUAGGGCUUCAGAGGCUAGGGCUUCAGAGGCUAGGGCUUCAGAGACUAGGGCUUCAGAGACUAGGGCUUCAGAGACUAGGGCUUCAGAGGCUAGGGCUUCAGAGGCUAGGGCUUCAGAGACUAGGGCUUCAGAGGCUAGGGCUUCAGAGACUAGGGCUUCAGAGGCUAGGGCUUCAGAGGCUAGGGCUUCAGAGGCUAGGGCUUCAGAGGCUAGGGCUUCAGAGGCUAGGGCUUCAGAGGCUAGGGCUUCAGAGACUAGGGCUUCAUAUUCAAACAAAUUUCACACAUAUAUUAUUUAGUAUAUGUAAAGACAAGAUUAAAUCAAGAAUGGUGUGAUGAGUGACAAUAUUAGCCUAUCACUUGUGAAUGCUAUAUUAUCACGUGUAAAUGAUGCCCAGCAUAAGAAACAAUGCCUUUUUUUUGCGACUUUUCGAAUCAUAGUCGGACACCUCAUGUAGCCUAGCCCAUAGGCCUAUAUGUUUUGAUAAGGUUUGUAUCACAACUAAAGUGGCCAAAUAACUUCUUAAAAUUAAGCACAUUAAUCCGCUUUACAAGGGGUGUAGAGCCUAACUGGCAUACAUAAGCAACGUGUGAGUUUCAAGUUUGGGGAAGAUAAUUUUCACAAUAAAAAUGCACCUUAAUAAUAAAAGCAUUACAUGCAUAAUCGCAUUUGCGGUCACUUUUGAUAAUGGUGUUUUCCCGCUAAUGGAACAUUCGCGCUUAUAGCCUACUGCCAUGUGCGCAUUGCUGCGCUUAUAAUGUGAAGAAAUAGCCUAAUAGUUUAUCAACAUUUUAAUCUGUUGCAUCAGCCACAUUGCGUAAAAAAAUUUUUUUGAUGCUAGUGGUUGUAUUAGUUUGGGCUCUAUUGUAUCCCCAACUGUCCCAGACUGUUUGUAAUAUGUAUUUCUCGCACAGAAUAGAAUAGGUCAACUUUUGUACUAUGGGGGAAAGUAGAUUGACAUAGGCUAGUGCUUUUGCUGUUCGUUAGGCCUACUCAUCUUGUUGGCUGACGAAAAGUAAAUGUGGACAGUUCUUCCAAUAUCUUCAAUAUGCACCUCGGAAUUGGAUAAGGACGUGCGCAGUUGCGUCCCCAAUGUGUCUGUCUUCACUUGUAGCCUGUGAAAAAGACCUGAUCACUUAACGGAGAGCCAUGUGAGUGAGAGGUGGUUCGGAGUGUGCAGCACUCAGGGAGAAGGGCACAACGGCCACUGGCAGCAAAAGGCAUGGAUUAUUUGUGCAUUACGGCCACAAAGGGGAUGCCGCCGUGAAAUUCGAGGCAUUAUCAAGUGCUUGUCAAAUUGUGAAUGCGAGACUGAUGAAGUGUGUAGAGUCUGCGCAAAAAACAAAGCAGAGCUCGUGCCUUUUCAAGCAACUUUUUUCAAAUCAUCAUUAGAGUCUUACAAUGUAUUUAAAAAUGAAAACAUAUAGCCCAUCGUUUGCAGAACUAAAGUUACAUUAAUAACUCUAAAUUAACCAUAUAGGAGUACCUAUUUCUUUGUUAACCGCUCAACACAGAAUAGCCGCAUGUGCGCACUCCCUCAAAUCAUUCGUAGAAAAUAUCCUUUCUAUUUUAUUGCUUAAAGUUAUUGAGGGAGAUAAGAGUCUCCAGCUUCAGAGAUUUUUGCAAUUCGUUCCAGUCAUUGGCAGCAGAGAACUGGAAGGAAUGGCGGCCAAAGGAGGUGUUGGCUUUGGGAAUGACCAGAGAGAUAUACCUGCUGGAGCGCAGACUACGGGUGGGUGCUGCUAUGGUGACCAAUGAGCUAAGAUAAGGCGGGGAAUUGCCUAGCAGUGAUUUAUAGAUGGCCUGGAGCCAGUGGGUUUGACGACGAACAUGUAGUGAGGACCAGCCAACAAGAGCGUACAGGUCACAGUGGUGGGUAGUGUAUGGGGCUUUGGAGACAAAACGGAUGGCACUGUGAUAGACUACAUCCAAUUUGCUGAGUAGAGUGUUGGAGGCUAUUUUGUAAAUGACAUCGCCGAAGUCAAGGAUCGGUAGGAUAGUCAGUUUUACGAGGGCAUGUUUGGCAGCAUGAGUGAAGGAGGCUUUGUUGCGAAAUAGGAAGCCGAUUCUAGAUUUAACUUUGGAUUGGAGAUUAUUUAUGUGAGUCUGGAAGUUGAGUUUACAGUCUAACCAGACACCUAGAUAUUUGUAGUUGUCCACAUACUCUAGGUCAGACCCGUCGAGAGUGGUGAUUCUAGUCGGGUGGGCGGGUGCUAGCAGCGUUCGAUUGAAAAGCAUGCAUUUAGUUUUACUAGUGUUUAAGAGCAGUUGAAGGCUACUGAAGGAUUGUUGUAUGGCAUUGAAGCUCGUUUGGAGGUUUGUUAACACAGUGUCCAAUGAAGGGCCAGAUGUAUACAAAAUGGUGUCGUCUGCGUAGAGGUGGAUCUGAGAGUCACCAGCAGCAAGAGCGACAUCAUUGAUAUACACGGAGAAAAGUGUCGGCCCAAGAAUUGAACCCUGUGGCACCCCCAUAGAGACUGCCAUAGGUCCAGACAACAGGCCCUCCGAUUUGACACACUGAACUCUAUCUGAGAAGUAGUUGGUGAACCAGGCGAGGCAGUCAUUUGAGAAACCAAGGCUAUUUAGUCUGCCAAUAAGAAUGCGGUGGUUGACAGAGUCGAAAGCCUUGGCCAGGUCGAUGAAGACGGCUGCACAGUACUGUCUAUUAUCAAUCGCGGUUAUAAUAUCGUUUAGGACCUUGAGCGUGGCUGAAGUGCACCCGUGACCAGCUCGGAAACCGGAUUGCAUAGCGGAGAAGGUACGGUGGUAUUCGAAAUGGUCGAUGAUCUGUUUGUUAACUUGGCUUUCGAAUACUUUCGAAAGGCAGGGCAGGAUGGAUAUAGGUCUGUAGCAGUUUGGAUCUAGAGUGUCACCCCCUUUGAAGAGGGGGAUGACCGCGGCAGCUUUCCAAUCUCUGGGGAUCUCAGACGUUAUGAAAGAGAGGUUGAACAGACUAGUAAUAGGGGUUGCGACAAUUUCGGCGGCUAGUUUUAGAAAGAAAGGGUCCAGAUUGUCUAGCCCAGCUGAUUUGUAGGGGUCCAGAUUUUGCAGCGCUUUCAAAACAUCAGCUGUCUGAAUUUGUGUGAAGGAGAAGCGGGGGGGGCAUGGGCAAGUUGCAGCAGAGGGUGCAGAGUUGGUGGCCGGGUUAGUGGUAGCCAGAUGGAAAGCAUGGCCAGCUGUAGCAAAAUGCUUGUUGAAAUUCUCGAUUAUUGUAGAUUUAUCGGUGGUGAUAGUGUUUCCUAGCCUCAGUGCAGUGGGCAGCUGGGAGGAAGUGCUCUUAUUCUCCAUGGACUUUACAGUGUCCCAAAACUUUUUGGAGUUAGUGCUACAGGAUGCAAAUUUCUUUUUGAAAAAGUUAGCCUUUGCUUUCCUGACUGCUUGUGUAUAUUGGUUCCUAACUUCCCUGAAAAGUUGCAUAUCGCGGGGGCUAUUUGAUGCUAAUGCUGUACGCCACAGGAUGUUUUUGUGCUGGUCAAGGGCAGUCAAGUCUGAGGAGAACCAGGGGCUAUAUCGGUUCUUAGUUCUGUAUUUUUUGAAUGGGGCAUGUUUAUUUAAGAUUGAGAGGAAAUUACUUUUAAGGAACAACCAGGCAUCCUCUACUGACGGAAUGAGAUCUAUAUCCAUCCAGGAUACCUGGGCCAGGUCAAUUAGGAAGGCCUCCUCGCUAAAGUGUUUUAGGGAGCGUUUGACAGUGAUGAGGGGUGGUCGUUUGACCGCGGACCCGUUACGGACGCAGGCAAUAAGGCAGUGAUCGCUGAGAUCCUGGUUGAAGACAGCUGAGGUGUAUUUAGAGGGUAUGUUAGUCAGGAUGAUAUCUAUGAGGGUACCCAUGUUUACGGAUUUAGGGUUGUACCUGGUAGGGUCGUUGAUAAUUUGCGUGAGGUUGAGGGCAUCUAGCUUGGAUUGUAGGAUGGCUGGGGUAUUAAGCAUAUCCCAAUUUAGGUCACCAAGCAGUACAAACUCUGAGGAUAAAUGGGGGGCAAUCAAUUCACAUAUGGUGUCCAGGGCACAGCUGGGGGCUGAGGGGGGUCUGUAGCAAGCGGCAACAGUGAGAGACUUAUUUCUGGAAAGGUGGAUUUUUAGAAGUAGAAGCUCAAACUGUUUGGGCACAGACCUGGAUAGUAUGAUGGAGCUCUGCAGGCUAUCUCUACAGUAGAUUGCAACUCCACCCCCUUUGGCAGUUCUAUCUAGACGGAAAAUGUUAUAGUUGGGGAUGGAAAUUUCAGAAUUUUUGGUGGCCUUCCUGAGCCAGGAUUCAGACACUGCUAGAACAUCAGGGUUGGCAGAGUGUGCUAACGCAGUGAAUAACUCAAACUUAGGAAGUAGACUUCUGAUAUUUAUGUGCAAGAAACCAAGACUUUUGCGAUUACAGAAGUCAUCAAAUGAUAGCGCCUGGGGAGUAGGAGUGAUACUGAGGGCUGCAGGGCCUGGGUUAGCCUCUACAUCACCAGAGGAACAGAGGAGGACUAGAAUAAGGAUACGGCUAAAGGCUUUAAGAACUGGUCUUCUAGUGCGUUGGGUACAUAGAAUAAAGGGGGCAGAUUUCCGGGUGUUAUAGAAAAGAUUCAGGGCAUUAUGUACAGACAAGGAUAUGGAAGGAUAUGAGUAAAGUGGAGGUAAACCUAAGCGUUGGGUAACAAUGAAAGAGAUAGUAUCUCUAGAGGCAUCAAUUGAGUCGGUCUCUGAGUGUAUGGGGGGAGGGACAAAGGAGCUAUCUAAGGCAGGUUUAGCUAGGCUGGGGGGUCUACAGUGAUAUAGUACAAUUAGAAAUAACCGAAACAACAAUAAACUAACCAUGUUUGGGCUGAGGCUAAACAUAAACAGGAUGUAGUACCGUAAAAAGGAACAGUCCAGCAGAUAUCAGCUGUAUAGCUGAGUUAUCAUAAGGUCCGGUGGUGAAGCACUUGUGAGUAAGAGGCCACGGAUAGCGUGUGCUAGCGGGCCAGGGCUAGCAGAUGGAUGGAAUCUUCGUGGUUAACGUCGUAACCACAUCAGACGAUUUCGUCGGCAGACCAGUCGUGUAGGAUCGGCGGGGCUUCGUGUCAACACUAGGUGGUCCCGUCCGGUUGACAGAGAGGUAGAUAGCCGGGAGAUGGGCCUAGCUCAGGAUGAUUAGCCAGACCACAGCGUCCGUUUUGUUGUAGCCAGCUGGUAGCGAUGAAUCCGGAGUUAAAGGUCCAGUGAUUCAGUGAUUCCGGCGGAAAAACUGAUAUGAUCUGGGUCGAUAACGCGCUGUGCAGACUGGCCGAAUAUCCGGUGAUCAAUGUCCAAUGAUUAAAAUUAAUCCCGCUGGAAACAAAUCCAAUGUUUUGGGUGAAACACCGCUAGCUGUGGCUAAUAGCAAGUAGCUAGUUCAGUAGCUAGUUCAGUUUAGUGAGUAAGAGGCCACGGAUAGCGUGUGCUAGCGGGCCAUGUGUGCACCAGAGGAUGUGAGCGGAGUGGAGCUGGAGUGGAGCGAGGAGCGGAUUUAAAAAAUGUUAGCACGACGGCCAUUUCGCUCUGGUACCAACUCAGCCACGAGCUCUGGUCAUGCUCUGCCCAGCAUUUUUCAUUUCCUUCAUCACUGUGCUUUUAAUUAGACCUAUUCUGUUGUAUUUAUUUAGCCUACACCACCACUAAUGUGCAGAGAUGUUAAAAUGAGUCGACCAAGAAAUAGGUUACAGCCUGUGUAAUAUGAUGGCAAGACAACCAAUGAGCCCAUGCAGCAGCAACGGAGAAGUUUUAGGUUCAAUAUAGGCUGUUAAAAAAAAAAAAAGAGGAGUGCUAAAGUUGUCAAUCAACUGUAAGAUGUGAGCUUAACAGAGCCACAGUUACAAUUAAAGCAUCGGAUCAUCAAUAGAUUAGAGAAAAAGCUUCUUUUUUUUUUAACACAGUGGCGGCAGGUAGAUUAGUGGUUAAGAGCGUUGUGCCAGUAACCGAAAGGUCGCUGGUUCUAAUCCCCGAGCCGACUAGGUGAAAAAUCUGUCUGUGCCCUUGAGCAAGGCCCUUAACCCUAAUUGGUCCUGUAAGUCGCUUUGGAUAAGAGCGUCUGCUAAAUGACUAAAAUGUACAAAUGUACAAAGCCUAUCACCUAGGUAGGUCCACUGUGAGGGAUGACUGGGAUUUCCGACUGCUCAACUCCACUCACAUACUCUGGGGUGGGAUCCCUCCUGACUUGCCACACCUUGUAUUUUAGACUAGAGACAACCCCUAGCCCCUUGACACUUUUGAUUUGAUAGGUGCAAACAUUAUACAUUUUUGGUCGUUUAGCAGACGCUCUUAUCCAGAGCGACUUACAGGAGCAGUUAGGGUUAAGUGCAUUGCUCAAGGGCACAUCGACAUAUUUGUCACCUAGUCUGCUCGGGGAUUCAAACCAGCGACCUUUCGGUUACUGGCUCAACGCUCUUUAACUGCUAGGCUACCUACCGCCCCAAUAUGGUGAUAUCGCCGACUUGCUCUCUGAUAGGCUAGGAAGAAUGUAUGACAGAUUGCUUACACCUAUCAAAUCCUGUCAGAUCUCCUCAAGUGUCUAGGGCUUCAGAGACUAGGGCUUCAGAGACUAGGGCUUCAGAGACUAGGGCUUCAGAGACUAGGGCUUCAGAGGUUAGGGACAGGACCAUACAUUGAGACGUGUUCUUUCUUCUCCAUCUUGUUCUUCUCUACAGGGAUGUCCAAAAACAGAGUGCUGUGGUGAAGAAUGAAUCUUUACAGACCAUUUUAUCAGGUGAGAGGAGGUUUUCUCUGUUGAGGAUAGCUAUUUGUUUGGAUUUAAGUCUAUGGGCUGGUUUCCCAGACACAGAUUAAUCCUAGUUCUGGACUAAAAAGCAUGGUCAAUGGAGAAUCUUUUUAGUCCAGGAUUAGACUUGAAACUGCCCUUAAAAGCUUAGUUUCUCCUCCCUGUAUUCAUCCUCUCCUGUUUCUCCUCCCUGUAUUCAUCCUCUCCUGUUUCUCCUAGGCACAGAAUGCACUGUGUCCCAGUCCUUACUGACACAGCAGGGGGUCCCAGUCAUUGGCCUCUCCAAUGGGAAGUCUUACUGCUUCAACUCCUCCUUGGAGACAUGGUAAGGCCCACACACACACUUUAGAGAAAUCAUGAAAGUCGCACAUUCAAUGUACCCCCCCCCCCCCCCCCCCCCCCCAAAUUAUCGAAUGGAUUGAUUGAACCAAUGUUUCGGUACGAUGUUGACCCCGUAGAAUGCUGAAGAAGGCAUAUUGUGCCUAAAUGUCUGGUCAAUCAAUCCAUGACAUCAUUAGAAGUAUAUACUGUAGAGUAGUGUUCGUCAGCACCUUGCCAACUGUUCUACUGACUGUUGUAACAGGACACUCUGUACCAGUUAAACACUGGAAAAUCACCAAGAAAUCAGCUCAAAGUGAUUGUAAUGGAGGAACUCUGUUCCCCAGUAAAUAGAGUAAAUAAAUAGAGACAUAUCUGUAAUCAACAGAAAUGAUUUACAGUGCAUUCAGAAAGUAUUCAGACCCCUUGACUUUAUCCACUUUUUGUUACGUUACAGAGUGUUAUUCUAAAAUUGAUUAAAUUGUUUCCCCCCCCCCCCCUCAGUCUACACACAAUACCCCAUAAUGACAAAGCAAAAACAGGUUUUUAGAGAUUUUUGCAAAUGUAUUAAAAAUACUAAAACUGUCACAUUUACAUAAGUAUUCAGACCCUUUACUCAGUACUUUGUUGAAGCACCUUUGGCAGCGAUUAUAGCCUUGAGUCUUCUUGGGUAUGACGCUACAAGCUUGGCACACCUGUAUUUGGGGAGUUUCUCCCAUUCUUCUCUGCAGGUCCUCUCAAGCUCUGUCAGGUUGGAUGGGGAGUGUCGCUGCACAGCUAUAUUCAGGUCUCUCCAGAGAUUUUCGAUCGGGUUCAAUUCCGGGCUCUGGCUGGGCCACUCAAGGACAUUCAGAGACUUGUCCCGAAGCCACUCCUGUGUUGUGUUUAGGGUCGUUGUCCUGUUGGAAGGUGAACCGUCGCGCCAGUCUGAGGUCCUGAGCGCUCUGGAGCAGGUUUUCCUCAAGGAUCUCUCUGUACUUUGCACCGUUCAUCUUUCCUUUGAUUCUGACUAGUCUCCCAGUCCCUGCCACUGAAAAACAUCCCUACAGCAUGAUGCUGCCACCACUAGGGCUGUUGCGGUGACCGUAUUACCGCCACACCGGCGGUCAUGAGUCAUGAAGGCAGUCAAAUUCCACGUGACCGUAUAGUUACGGUAACUAGGCUUCUCCAAGCUCUGAUGCUGCUGAUGGUUAUUAGUAGCCUACCAAACCUGCUAACUGCCUGGUACUCAGCUCUCUAUUGUCCCUCUAAUCACUCUGACAUCAAAGCAAAUGUAAUCGAAAAAUCUAAUCAAACACUUCAUGAGAGCCCAUGAGCUCAUGUUGCGCAACAUUUCUAUAGGCUUUGCAAUUGCGUGAGAAAACUGAGUGAUGGCCUCUAUUAAAAAGAGGAGGAUCCCAUCAGCUUUCAAUAGGCUAGGCCUACUAUAUUUAUUUCUCAACUUUCCUAAUAUUAUGCAAAUUGCUUCUCUGUACAACAGGAGUAUAGCCUACCUGGUUGGCAUGAAAGUUAACCACAGGAAAAGCGUCCUCCAUUCGCUAUUUAAGUGCAUAAAUGACAUGUAUUUUUUCCCGCUGCCCCUGUUUCGAGUCAGGUGCAUGAUAAUGGGCCAUUCUAAAUCAAAACAAAUUUCACACAUAUAUUAUUUAGUAUAUGUAAAGACAAGAUUAAAUCAAGAAUAGUGUGAUGAGUGACAAUAUUAGCCUAUCACUUGUGAAUGCUAUAUUAUCACGUGUAAAUGAUGCCCAGCAUAAGAAACAAUGCCAUUUUUUUUGCGACUUUUCGAAUCAUAGUCGGACACCUCAUGUAGCCUAGCCCAUAGGCCUAUAUGUUUUGAUAAGGUUUGUAUCACAACUAAAGUGGCCAAAUAACUUCUUAAAAUUAAGCACAUUAGUCCGCUUUACAAGGGGUGUAGAGCCUAACUGGCAUACAUAAGCAACGUGUGAGUUUCAAGUUUGGGGAAGAUAAUUUUCACAAUAAAAAUGCACCUUAAUAAUAAAAGCAUUACAUGCAUAAUCGCAUUUGCGGUCACUUUUGAUAAUGGUGUUUUCCCGCUAAUGGAACAUUCGCGCUUAUAGCCUACUGCCAUGUGCGCAUUGCUGCGCUUAUAAUGUGAAGAAAUAGCCUAAUAGUUUAUCAACAUUUUAAUCUGUUGCAUCAGCCACAUUGCGUAAAAAAGGUUUUUUGAUGCUAGUGGUUGUAUUAGUUUGGGAUCUAUUUUAUCCCCAACUGUCCCAGACUGUUUGUAAUAUUUAUUUCUCACACAGAAUAGAAUAGGUCAACUUUUGUACUAUGGGGGAUAGUAGAUUGACAUAGGCUAGUGCUUUUGCUGUUCGUUAGGCCUACUCAUCUUGUUGGCUGACGAAAAGUAAAUGUGGACAGUUCUUCCAAUAUCUUCAAUAUGCACCUCGGAAUUGGAUAAGGACGUGCGCAGUUGCGUCCCCAAUGUGUCUGUCUUCACUUGUAGCCUUUGAAAAAGACCUGAUCACUUAACGGAGAGCCAUGUGAGUGAGAGGUGAUUCGGAGUGUGCAGCACUCAGGGAGAAGGGCACAACGGCCACUGGCAGCAAAAGGCAUGGAUUAUUUGUGCAUUACGGCCACAAAGGGGAUGCCGCCGUGAAAUUCGAGGCAUUAUCAAGUGCUUGUCAAAUUGUGAAUGCGAGACUGAUGAAGUGUGUAGAGUCUGCGCAAAAAACAAAGCAGAGCUCGUGCCUUUUCAAGCAACUUUUUUCAAAUCAUCAUUAGAGUCUUACAAUGUAUUUAAAAAUGAAAACAUAUAGCCCAUCGUUUGCAGAACUAAAGUUACAUUAAUAACUCUAAAUUAACCAUAUAGGAGUACCUAUUUCUUUGUUAACCGCUCAACACAGAAUAGCCGCAUGUGCGCACUCCCUGAAAUCAUUUGGAGAAAAUAUCCUUUCUAUUUUAUUCAGCUUUGUUCAAUUGUGUUCUUCACACUAUAAAAUAAUGCCAGGGAAUUCUAAGCAAAUCUUGUCUGCUAAAUGAACUAGUGUAGCCCACAGCCAUCUGGCAUAGCCAGAUGAGGACCUAACAUAUGGACAACUCACUAUGUUAUUCUGUUCUUCUGAAAUGUUCAUAUCAUGCUUCUUUAGACCUGUCUAAAAUAAAUAAUGGAUUUAUUGUGAAGGUGUAGGCUAUAUUACAUAGAUUUAUUAGACUUUUUCAAAUAUAGAUGUUCCAAAGGUCUGCAUCAGUGGCUUGUAGGCUAUGUGUGGAAGCCAGGAGAUGCUAAAUGUGUUUAUGUCAAUUACCAUUAGACCGACAGUUAUUUGCUUGACUAUCACCGGCUGAUGAAAUUUCGUGACCGCCACAGCCCUAGCCACUACCAUGCUUCACCGUAGGGAUGGUUCCAGGUUUCCUCCAGACGUGCCACUACCAUGCUUCACCGUAGGUGAUGGUGCCAGGUUUCCUCCAGACGUGCCACUACCAUGCUUGACCGUAGGGAUGGUGCCAGGUUUCCUCCAGACGUGCCACUACCAUGCUUCACCGUAGGGAUGGUGCCAGGUUUCCUCCAGACGUGCCACUACCAUGCUUCACCGUAGGGAUGGUUCCAGGUUUCCUCCAGACGUGCCACUACCAUGCUUCACCGUAGGGAUGGUGCCAGGUUUCCUCCAGACGUGCCACUACCAUGCUUGACCGUAGGGAUGGUGCCAGGUUUCCUCCAGACGUGCCACUACCAUGCUUCACCGUAGGGAUGGUGCCAGGUUUCCUCCAGACGUGCCACUACCAUGCUUCAUCGUAGGGAUGGUGCCAGGUUUCCUCCAGACGUGCCACUACCAUGCUUCACCGUAGGGAUGGUACCAGGUUUCCUCCAGACGUGCCACUACCAUGCUUCACCGUAGGGAUGGUGCCAGGUUUCCUCCAGACGUGCCACUACCAUGCUUCACCGUAGGGAUGGUGCCAGGUUUCCUCCAGACGUGACGCUUGGCAUUCAGGCCAAAGAGUUCAAUCUUGGUUUCAUCAGACCAGAGAAUCUUGUUUCUCAUGGUCUGAGAGUCUUUAAGUGCCUUUUGGCAAACUCCAAAACCUAUUUUCGCUUUGUCUUUAUGGGGUAUUGUGUGUAGAUUGAGGAUUUUAUUUUAUUUAAUCCAUUUUAGAAUAAGGCUGUAACGUAACAAAAUGUGGGAAAAAGGAAGGGGUCUGAAUACUUUCAGAAUGCACUGUAUUGUAGUUUAAUAUUAUAUCUGUUUGGGUUCUUGCGAUCAAUUUGCGGUGUACAAAUUAUUUAUCGUUAUGUUCCGGCCCCCCGACUAUCCGCUCAAGAAUAAAUCAUCCCGAGGCUGAAUGUAGCUGGGGACCUUUUAUGCAGUCAGCAAGCAUACAAGUAGUGUUGAAUUAUUAAACCUGUGUGAUCGGGUGUGUAUACCAUCGACAGACAUCUAGGUGUACAAACAAAAACAGUGUCAUGUCCACUAAUCCUCUCUUGUUGUGUGUGUGUGUGUGUGUGUGUGUGUGUGUUUGUCAGGAACCUGAUAGCGGAUAAGCAGGACUCCCUGGUGCAGUGUGCUGACUUCAAGAACUGCAUCUCCUCCCAGGAUGCCCCUGUUUCCCAGGGACCCCUGGCUCUCAUGCAGGGACGCAACCUCAAGUGAGUCUGACUGUUACGCUUCGGGAGGAAGUUUCCCCUAAGUACAGAUCUAGAAUCAACUUAUCCUCCCCUCAAUCCUAACCUUAUCCAUUAGUGGGGAAAAUUGACCCAAGAUCAGAGUCUAAGGAAACGUCACCCAUACACAGACUGUUACACACUCACCACAUUUACACAUUAUUGGGCCAGGGCUCAAGGUCUCAGCAGGGUCGUGUUCCAGAAACGGGUACUAAAACGGGGAGGUACUAUCCAAACUCGUCCAGUAAGAAAGGCUUGUUUUCCUAUUCUGUCUCAAAAUGUUUUCAAACAUUUUCACAUGGUGUGUCAUAUUGACAAUAAUGUCUAUCUGCAGACUGCAGUUACUGCAGGAACGUCUCACACCGUUAUCAUCGCCUCGCUACACGCUGCGCCCACUGAGGCGGCUUCCUCGUGACAGUAUGGGAGGAGAAAUGUGGGAAGAUGUCUUCGGCUUCCGGACAUUUAAAACAGACAUUAAAUACCACUAGUUAAGGAGUGAUGUUUAUUUAGAUGGGCGAGCGAGAAAUGACCUGUAACAUUUAUCAUGUCAAUUAGCGAGCGUUACUGUAUGGAGGUGUUGUGCCGACCUGCUUCCCACUGGGCAGCUGUAUCACGGUGUCUCCGGCGGUACUUAACAUGGCCAAAUGUUUUCCUCCAAGGUUUAGCAGCCUUCAAGACAAAUGUAUAAUAUUGGUCAACAUUUGGAAGUUACGGGAUACAGUCUACUCAGUGGAGAGAGCAUGCACGGCAAGUUGGUGUUUCACAACACCGGUACACCGUGUCCUUCACCCCCCGCCUGCCGAGCACCGCUCUCCCGCAGUUCUGUUAAUGUUACGGAGAGGGAAGUAGCUAGCUAGUGUAGUCAAGGUGAAAGCUAAUGCACAGACACAGUGGUUGCUUGGUUCUGGUGAUUUUUCACCCGAAAAUGUUCAAGUAGGCUAUGGCAUUAACAUUGUAUCCCAGAAUUAUAUAAACUACAUUAAUCCUGAACACUUUGCUAACUGUUUUCCUAUUUUUCUAUGUUUAAUGCGGUUGUUUCCCUCUCCCAGUGCGGGUCGCCUGGCCUCCAGACUUUCGUCCACCCCCCACCACCUGCAGCAUGGCAUGACCCUGGCCUUCCUGGAGAACCAGCUGGCGUCGGCCCUCACCCUGCGCUCCAGCACAGAGUACCACUACUGGCUGCUCAUCUAUGCACGCUUCCUGGUCACUGAGGGUGAGCCAGACUGUGUCCCAAAUGGCAACCUAUGGACUUCUACUUAUGACCAGGGCCCAUAGGGGAAGUGGAUGGAAUGCAAGUGACCAGGGCCCAUAGGGGAAGUGGAUGGAAUGCAAGUGACCAGGGCCCAUAGGGGAAGUGGAUGGAAUGCAAGUGACCAGGGCCCAUAGGGGAAGUGGAUGGACCAGGGCCCAAAGGGGAAGUGGAUGGAAUGCAAGUGACCAGGGCCCAUAGGGGAAGUGGAUGGAAUGCAAGUGACCAGGGCCCAUAGGGGAAGUGGAUGGAAUGCAAGUGACCAGGGCCCAUAGGGGAAGUGGAUGGAAUGCAAGUGACCAGGGCCCAUAGGGGAAGUGGAUGGAAUGCAAGUGACCAGGGCCCAUAGGGGAAGUGGAUGGAAUGCAAGUGACCAGGGCCCAUAGGGGAAGUGGAUGGAAUGCAAGUGACCAGGGCCCAUAGGGGAAGUGGAUGGACCAGGGCCCAAAGGGGGAAGUGGAUGGAAUGCAAGUGACCAGGGCCCAUAGGGGAAGUGGAUGGAAUGCAAGUGACCAGGGCCCAUAGGGGAAGUGGAUGGAAUGCAAGUGACCAGGGCCCAUAGGGGAAGUGGAUGGAAUGCAAGUGACCAGGGCCCAAAGGGGAAGUGGAUGGAAUGCAAGUGACCAGGGCCCAUAGGGGAAGUGGAUGGAAUGCAAGUGACCAGGGCCCAUAGGGGAAGUGGAUGGAAUGCAAGUGACCAGGGCCCAUAGGGGAAGUGGAUGGAAUGCAAGUGACCAGGGCCCAUAGGGGAAGUGGAUGGAAUGCAAGUGACCAGGGCCCAUAGGGGAAGUGGAUGGAAUGCAAGUGACCAGGGCCCAUAGGGGAAGUGGAUGGAAUGAAAGUGAAUGGGGCCCAUAGGGGAAGUGGAUGGAAUGCAAGUGACCAGGGCCCAUAGGGGAAGUGGAUGGAAUGCAAGUGACCAGGGGCCCAUAGGGGAAGUGGAUGGAAUGCAAGUGAAUGGGGCCCAUAGGGGAAGUGGAUGGAAUGCAAGUGACCAGGGCCCAUAGGGGAAGUGGAUGGAAUGCAAGUGACCAGGGCCCAUAGGGGAAGUGGAUGGAAUGCAAGUGACCAGGGCCCAUAGGGGAAGUGGAUGGAAUGCAAGUGAAUGGGGCAUGUGUGUCAAAAUGAACUGAAAUCAACUCCAUAUUUGGUCAUGUGAUUUGGCAUGUACCCGUGUCCCAUUCACUUCCAUUGAUUGUUAGCUUGUGGUGGCCCAAGUAAGCUAAAGUUUGUAGUAGCUGAAAACUGAACCAUGGAUUAUAGUUUCUCCUGGUCCAUAUGCUAAUUUCAGGAUGAGGAACCAUCUAAGUGGUAAAUUCCUGAACUUUCCUUUGAAUUGACAUUUUCUUGCUGCCUACCUAACCUUUUGUGUGUUCUGUCCGGCAGGCUCCGAUUAUCGACUACGGGAGCUCUGUAAAGACUUACUGGGACCAGUGCACAAGUCUGCCGGCAGUGCCUGGGAGCCUACAACCCUGGUAGGUACCUACAAGGCAGCAUGGUACCUACAAGGCAGCAUGGUACCUACAAGGCAGCAUGGUACCUACAAGGCAGCAUUGUACCUACAAGGCAGCAUGGUACCUACAAGGCAGCAUGGUACCUACAAGGCAGCAUGGCUAGGACCGAAUGAAUCUUGUCCGCAGGCUCAAUUGCUACAGCAUUUAGACUGCGUUUACACAGGCUGCCCAAUUCUUUUUUCUUUUUUUUUACACAUUUGUCUUUUGACCAAUCAGGUCAGCUCUUUUGCCAAUAAUUGGACAAAAGAACAGAAUUGGGCUUCCUGUGUAAACACAAGCAUAGAGCCUGGGAAUACCGAGCCUGGGAAUACCGAGCAACAGAAUUGGACUUAAAAGGGGUGCGGCUAAAAGGCGAGACAGAGCCCCCUUCAGCUCUGUCUAUUCUUCCUGUGAGUACUCUGACAUUAUUUAAUGAGAGUACUCGAACAGUGAAAUCAUUUCAAAUGCCCAUCCCAAAUCCCAAACAAAAUAGCAAUGAUGAUUGAGGAGAGAGCAGUGAUUAUGGGAUUGGGUCAAUCCCAGAGAGGGUCCCAAACAGCAUUGGCUACAGGAGCACUACUUGUGAUGGGAGGUCGCGGCUCCAGUAAUGUUCCAGUAAUGUGGUCCAAACAGAAGGAAACGAUCAUGUGGUGUGACUUGGCCUCUGACCCCCUGUCUGCCUCUCCCCAGGGCCUGCGGAAGAGGGACCUGUUGAGAGAGCUGCUGCCCGUCAUAGGACAGAACCUGCGUUUCCAGAGGCUCUUCACAGAGUACCAGGACCAGCUGGAGCUGCUCGGCAACAAAUAGCACUUCUCAAACUAACUCGCUUACUAACCCACUAUCCUAUCCAGCCCAGCUCCACCCUGGCUGCUGACAGACAUUCCCUCCUCCAGCUCUGGCUCUAUCCAGCCCUCCCUACGCUCUGCUCCGUCUUCACCUCUCUCCACCUGAAGGAAGCACUCACUGUCCCUGGGUGGAGAACCACUGGCACCCGGGUUGUAGAACGCUGAAAACAGCACUGAAUAAUGACAUGAACUGAUUAUGCAUUGUCAUCUGUCAAAAAAUUUCCAUGAAUAAUUGAUCGAUUAAUUAUGUUGUUGAUGACGACAAUGAUGAUAAAUAUGUUGAACUGUUAUGGCGAAGGAACUCAAGAGCCCCGCUGGAACUGUCAGGAGGAUUCUCCUUCUGGGAAGACGGAGGAAAGCGUAGACCUGGUUUUGGAUGAGUCACUAGAAGCACAACAGUCCCGUCCCCCUAAACCUCCCCGACUGACUAUGGGUCUCACCAGCCCUGUCCUGUCCUCUCCUGCCCUGGGGUGCAACUAUACAGGGUCAUUUGGGGUCACAAGCUUAAGGCUAAAUGUAAUGUAAAAAGAAAAGCCACAGUAGGAUAGGGGAGAGAUGUUCUACCAUGAAUCACCCUCUUCUGAGCUUAACCCCUCUUCUCUCCUAUCCUCUUUACAGAAUGUGUACAGACUCUUUUCUGUUAGUCAUUUUUAAAUGUUUGUACAAGGCAACUUCUUUUCCAUUUUCUAAAAAAAAUGAGGAAAAAAAAGCAUACAAAACAGGCAACACUUGUGUUUGAAACGAAAUAAAACUAUCAAC
This is a messenger RNA of Coregonus sp. 'balchen', 42814 nucleotides long. The record is from the annotation of a GenBank genome assembly. Lineage: Eukaryota; Metazoa; Chordata; Actinopteri; Salmoniformes; Salmonidae.